CAUCGAUCAGACAACUCAACACAGACCACAAUGUACAAGCUGGUGGUGUUAUUCUCCGUUUUGGCGUUGGCGGCGGCUAAGCCCAGUAUAGUGGCUCCGCUAGCGUACAGCACUGUACCAGCCGUCAGCUCAGUGUCCCAGUACAGCAGCAGCGUGGUCCAUGGUUCCCCUGUGGUGGCUGCUGCUCCUGCCGUCUACAGCGCCGCCGUAGCACCUGUAGCAUACAGCGCACCCGUGGUCGCCCCUGCUGUGUACCCUGCGGUGGCCACACUAGCUCAGGCCCCUCACUCCCCAGCGGUCGUCCUGGACCCCGUCAAUGGCGUGCCCCUCGAUACCCCUGAGGUGGUCGCCGCCCGCGCCGCUCACUUCCAAGCCAAGGCAUUGUCCGCGCACCAUCUCCGCAAGCGCUCCGUCGUCGCUCCUGUGGCCUACAGUUCAGUCGUUUCCCCUGUCGCCUACUCCGCUCCCGUAGUCUCUGCUUACUCCACUCCUUAUGUAUCAUCUCCUGUAGUCUCUGCCUACUCCAGCCCGGUGGUAUCCGCAUACUCCGCCCCGGUCGUUUCUUCUCCCCUCGCUUACUCAGCUGUAGUCCCUAGGGCUCUUAGUGUUCAUCCUUGGUAAUUAAACGAGUUUCGUCAUUGAAUGAAAUAUUAGUCUGAUCAACGAAAUGAAAUGUUUAAAAUUGUAUUACACUGCCAAAUAAAGGAAUUUUAUAUA
Hyposmocoma kahamanoa is the source of this 717-nucleotide messenger RNA. RefSeq names its product calphotin-like. The record is from RefSeq and is a predicted model, not a curated record. The transcript has a single exon. Bases 31 to 621 code for a protein of 196 amino acids. Lineage: Eukaryota; Metazoa; Arthropoda; Insecta; Lepidoptera; Cosmopterigidae.